Molecule: messenger RNA, 516 nt
Organism: Kuraishia capsulata CBS 1993
Lineage: Eukaryota; Fungi; Ascomycota; Pichiomycetes; Pichiales; Pichiaceae
Exons: 2
Coding region: 1-516 (171 amino acids)
Biological process (GO): hydrogen peroxide catabolic process; cellular response to oxidative stress; cell redox homeostasis
Cellular component (GO): mitochondrion; peroxisome; cytoplasm
Molecular function (GO): thioredoxin peroxidase activity
Source: RefSeq, a predicted model, not a curated record
AUGGUUUCUGUUGGCGACUCUUUCCCUACCGAUGUUAAACUCCAAUACAUUCCUUGGAGCGAGGAGAAUGCCGGUGUUCUAGCUUGUUCAAUCCCAAUUCCUUACGACCUGGAAAAGAAGCUUCCUGGUAGAACCGUCGUUUUCGUUGCCGUUCCAGGUGCUUUUACUCCAACCUGUACUGCCAACCACAUUCCUCCAUUCGUCGAGAAGAUCGGUGAGUUGAAGGCUAAGGGUGUCGAUGACGUUGUCAUCCUUUCUGCCAACGAUGCAUUCGUUCAGGCCGCUUGGGGUAAGGCCCUCGGAGCCAAGGAUGAGUUGAUUUUCGCCUCGGACCCAUUGGCCAGUCUCAGUGCCGAAUUGGGCUUCACUUUGGACCUUUCCUCCAACGGAUUCGGAAUCAGAACCGGAAGAUACGCUGCCAUUGUCAAGGACGGCAAGAUCACUUACCUGUCCCAAGAGCCAGGUGCCGGUGUGACUGUGUCCGGAUUCGACACUGUGUUGGCUGCUUUAAACUAA